Loa loa (African eye worm) is the source of this 3501-nucleotide messenger RNA. Its product is annotated as endonuclease/Exonuclease/phosphatase. Gene Ontology annotation, molecular function: phosphatidylinositol-4,5-bisphosphate 5-phosphatase activity. NCBI's taxonomy places the organism in Eukaryota, Metazoa, Nematoda, Chromadorea, Rhabditida, Onchocercidae. Bases 239 to 3460 code for a protein of 1073 amino acids. The record is from RefSeq and is a predicted model, not a curated record. The transcript has 23 exons. Gene Ontology annotation, biological process: synaptic vesicle endocytosis; phosphatidylinositol dephosphorylation.
GUCCAGUUUUAUCACUUCCUGCAUCUUCUCAAAUGAAAUAGCAGUCCAGGAAUUGCUCUUCGUCAGAGCAAAAUGCGAAUUUUCUUGGAUUAGUUUCGGGAAUGAUUACAUUGCAUAUGUACCUGAAGUAUGCGAUCGGGCUGCUGCUUACCCCAAUACAUAUUUAUUUAGCGGAUAGAAAUUCGUUAUCGAUUUGUCUUACGAUUUUUCUCUCCCGUUUGGACAUAAAUUGCUGAGCAUGUCACACCGUUUUGCAAUCCGGAUUGCUUAUCGGGAUGUUCCUUCGGAACCGUACAGCAUCACUGUGGAAUCUCAGAAGACGAAAAAAAUGUUAUUGUUCCAGUCCUCGGCAAUUACGACAAUCUUUAAUGCUGAGUCACUGUCAGAAUUAAGGAAGAACUAUACAAAACUUAUGGAUGCCAGAGGUUUACUGGGUGUGCUACGAACAGGCCAAGAUGAUGCUCAUCUAUUAGCAAUUACUGAAGAUGAAAGUGUUGGUGAAUUACGCAACUGUAAAAUUUAUCGAAUUUGGGGCGUAAAUGCGAUAUCGCUUAAAGGACCUGCUGCGACAUGUCCAACGGAUCCACGUAUAAAUGAUGUAUUACGUCUAUUUUCAUCAGGCAGUUUCUAUUAUGCUUCUCAGGACGAUGCCAGUCGGUGUAUUGAUUUAACUGUCAGAUCUCAUAAGUGCUCAAACUUUUCGAACGGCGACAGCCGUUUCUUUUGGAAUAAACAUCUACAUUAUCCGUUGAAACGAUACAAGAUCGAUGUAAAUGAAUGGCUGUUACGGAUAAUUUGCGGAGCGGUCGUCAUAUGUCAAGUAUAUGUGGGGCAGCAAAGAGCUACGGUCGCAUUAAUUUCUCGUUUAAGUUGUGAACGAGUCGGAACACGUUUCAACGUGCGUGGUGUAGACGACGAUGGUCACGUGGCCAAUUUUGUUGAAACCGAACAGGUCAUUACUUUGGGUACUGACGAGAUCUCAUUUGUUCAAAUAAGAGGAUCUGUUCCUUUGUUUUGGGAACAACCGGGCAUUAAUGUUGGUUCACAUAAAGUGAAAUUAAGAGCUUUUGAAGCUUCUUCUCCCGCAUUUAACAGACAUUUUCGUGCACUAAAGGAGGAAUAUGGUGAAGUAACUGUAGUAAAUCUUCUCGGUUCGAAAGAAGGCGAAACGCUACUGUCGAAGGCAUACGAAGCGCAUUACAAGAAUUCAAAUUGUGUCGCUGGUUAUAUUUCCUUUGAUUACCAUGAAGAAAAAAGGAACUGUAUGAAAUUAAUGGAGAGAUUAAAACCGAAAAUUCUAGAUUGCAUGUUUUAUAGACAGCGAAACGGCAAUGUUUUAUGCAACCAAAAUGGUGUCAUUCGGGUAAAUUGCCUCGAUUGUUUGGAUAGAACUAAUGCGGUCCAGACUCUUAUAGGAUUCCAGGUAUUGGUUAUACAGUUGGAAAGUCUUGAAGUUGACAAAAAAUAUUUCGCGCGAUUUGAAGAGCAUUUAAAAGAUAUAUGGCAGCGAAACGGUGAUUCAUGUAGUGUAAUUUAUGCUGGGACUGGUGCACUGGAAGGGAAAAGUAAAAUGAAAGAUGCUAAAAGAACAUUGGUAAGAGCAAUCCAAAACAAUUUUUUGGAUGCAUCGAAACAAGAAGCAUUCGAAUUUCUACUUCACGGAACAUUUAUUUGUGAUAGUUCGUAUAACGAACUAACCUACUUGAUGCCGCGUGAUAUUCUACUAGAACAUCCAUCGGUAGUGAAAGAUUUAGUGGAACGAAAAAUGGAAAUGAUGGAAAACGUUCCGCUGACUAUUUGGGUUGGGACUUGGAACGUAAAUGGUGGCAAGAAUUUUUCUGAUAUUGCUUUUCGUAACCAAACAAAUUUGUCAGAUUGGUUAUUCCCACAACAUUUCCAUGGGCUUGGCGGAGAAAACUCUACUACACCAGAUAUGUAUGUUGUUGGCCUGGAAGAAAUUAUAGAUUUGAAUGCUUCAAAUAUAGUUAGCGCUAGUACAACAAACCAGCGUGCAUGGGCCCUUGGUUUGCGUGAAGCAUUAUCGAAACGGAAUAAAUACAUAUUGUUAGGAUGUGAACAACUUGUUGGUGUGUGCAUUUUUGUAUUUAUCAAACCUUCACUUGCUGCUGCUGUACGUGACAUGUCCAUAAAUAGUGUUAAGACAGGAAUGGGCGGUACAACAGGGAAUAAAGGUUCAGUGGCAAUGAGUUUAACCAUAUAUUCUACGACGUUUUGCUUUGUUUGUUCACAUUUAGCUGCUGGCCAAAAUGAAGUUCGUGAUCGUAAUGAGGACUACAUGAAUGCGUUAAGAAAAAUCAAAUUUUCUCAGGGUCGCGGCAUUUUGUCGCAUGUUGUUGUAUUCUGGCUCGGUGAUUUUAAUUACCGAAUAGUGUUGUCGCGUAAUGAAGCUGAAGCAGCAAUAAAAUCUGGAAAUAUGACGGAACUUUCUCGUUACGAUCAGCUUUCUCAGCAAAAAGCCUUGGGUGAAAUUUUCAAGGGUUUCGAGGAGGGACCGUUAACUUUUGCCCCAACUUAUAAAUAUGACACUUUUACUGACGAUUAUGAUACAUCAGAAAAAUGUCGUGUUCCUGCCUGGACGGAUCGAAUCCUUUGGCGAGAAACAAAUGGAACAAAGAUUGUGCAUUUGCUAAAUUAUGACCGAAUAGAACUGAAAACUUCGGAUCAUAGACCAGUUUGUGCUUUAUUCCAUGUCGACGCCUAUAAAAUUAACCUUUCACGGUUUGAAUUGGUUUUCAGAGACGUGGUCAGUUCAAUGGGUCCUCUGGAUGGUACUGUGCUCGUAUCAGUGUGUAAUCUUAAUAGUUUCCCUCCGGAAUUGCGUCUUCCUGUCAUCGGAAAACUUGAUCUAUUCGGAAUAUCGCCGUCUAUCAGCAAGGUCGAAUCUGGUGUGCUAUGGUUAAUUUUCAAUAGUUGUGAUAUAGCUUUGGCAGCUUUGAGUUUGGAUGGAGUAAGGAUUGGAGAUUCUAUCUUAAGUGUUCAGUUGCUAACUCCAGACUGGGCUGAACUGGAAUAUGCCGAAAUGAGUAAUAUGUUGCGAAACACAAACGAAGACCUAAAUAUGGAAUGUAUUGAACUAAGAAAUGCGGAUAAUUUCGAAAUUAAUGAUGAGGACGACUUGCCAAUGAAAGAUGGAUUGGGUGAUCGGUUGUCUAGACUGAGAUGUAAUUCUCCAGUGGAUCGAAACGAAAUGGAUCUUUGUCAACUUACUUUGCCGAAUGUAGCUCCCAGGUCGGUGUCAUCACCUAUGCUAAAUGAUAUGCAAAUGUAUCCCUCAACAAAUGACCUUGUUGGAAAUAUAAAUGUUCAACCAAAACAACCAACAGCACUACCAGUAUUAUUUCCAGAGCCUGUUAAAUUUAGCGCAAGCGUAUGUGCUCCGCCACCUGUGCCACCGCGAAAGGAAUCAACCGACGUACAUGAACUUGCAUCCAUGAACUGAUUGUUAUAACAAUUGCUAAAUCUCGAUCUCAAUCAGACGGG